This is a messenger RNA of Arachis duranensis, 789 nucleotides long. RefSeq names its product E3 ubiquitin-protein ligase MBR1-like. Gene Ontology annotation, biological process: protein ubiquitination. The transcript has a single exon. Gene Ontology annotation, molecular function: zinc ion binding; ubiquitin protein ligase activity. The record is from RefSeq and is a predicted model, not a curated record. Bases 1 to 789 code for a protein of 262 amino acids. Gene Ontology annotation, cellular component: cytoplasm. Lineage: Eukaryota; Viridiplantae; Streptophyta; Magnoliopsida; Fabales; Fabaceae.
AUGACUUCGCCAUUUACUUUCUUUUGGGAAGUGUCAUCUCCCCCAUUGUUACAAGAACUGGAUGCAGAUUUGCGACAUUAUGUAACCCUCAUGAGAGAUCAAAUAACAGAUUACUUCAUUCUCAAGGUACAAGUUACGCAUCAAACUUGCUGGACUCAUCAUCAACAACCACAAUCACAUCCACCAGUGUUAGGAGCCAUUGAUUCGUUUGCAUCCUCAAUUCUAAUCCAAGCGCAAGCAUUCCUUCAAAACGGUUCAUCACACAUGCAAAUGCACUUCCCUGAUGCUAUUAUACCAAUCGUCUUGAUUGAUAACAUGAUGCCAGAUAUCAUAUCCUACGCAAAAGCCAUAAUUCAAACUCGUCGUUCCGGAUUCCUCUAUGAAAGACCUGAUUUUCGUUUGUUCAGUUUGAAUUUGGACAUUAUUAUCCAGAAUUCUAUAUUGUACGUUCAAGACUUGAGUAUCCAGAAUUUGUCAUUGGAAGUUGAUGACUACGACAACAUGAUCACCGACUUAAUCGUUGAAGAGUCUAUGGGAGAUACUAAUAAUAUUAAGAUGGUUCCUGCGUCGAAGAAUGCCAUUGAGUCUCUUGAGAAAGUGAAGCUUGAGAAUAAUAACCACCUAGUAGAGAGGUGCACUAUUUGUCUAACUGAAUUUGAUUAUGGUGAUGAUGCAGAACAAGUUUCAUCAAUGCCUUGUAAGCAUGUAUAUCAUCAAGAAUGCCUCGCGCAAUGGCUCAAGACUAGUCAUUUAUGUCCUUUAUGUCGGUAUCCGAUGCCAACUAAUUAG